Molecule: messenger RNA, 1792 nt
Organism: Cornus florida
Lineage: Eukaryota; Viridiplantae; Streptophyta; Magnoliopsida; Cornales; Cornaceae
Exons: 7
Coding region: 603-1460 (285 amino acids)
Source: RefSeq, a predicted model, not a curated record
UUUUUUCGAUGCUGCUGGCAUCGUGUUUCGUGGAGCACCGCAUAGCCUACUGCGGGCAAAUGCAGUCCUUCUGUUUACAUGAACCAGACAAGUAAUAGAAAAUUCUUUGAGAGUGCUCCGAGGGGAUUUGAACUCUCUCUCUCUCUCUACCAAUCUAUUUUCUCUAAUUCUAUAUCCUUUUUUGCGCCUUUUCUUCUCUCAGCAAUACCAACCCUAAUUCUUCUAAUGUUGAAUCAACAUCCAAUAUGGAAAGCUUAUUUUGAUGUCGGUUCUACCACGAACACGGAGCACGACUGAACUUGAGAUUUUAUUUUGGCAGACUUCGAACUUCAAUAUUGCCCCAAGCAUGCCUUUGUUCAUGGCCUUCUCGUACACAAGUUAGUUCCUUUUGUCAUAUGAGGGAAAAUCAAAGAGAAGUUCCGAACUUAAGACUUUGGGAGCAACAAAGCGGUAAGAGAGAUAUUCGAGCAGCGAAGCGGUAAGAGAGACAUCUUCGAACAACGAAGUGGUAAGAGGGAGAUCUUCAAUCGGCCGUCGGUAAGCAUACUCAAAAAAUUGGGAACUAUUGUUUCUAUCUUCUACCGCUCUAGUUUGCUCAAACUAUGAAGGCAAUGGAAAAGACAAUUUCUAAUCUGCAUGUAGAAUUGCUGCAGUACAUCCUGACUUUAGUCGCACAAUCAUCAGAUGGGGCAGCUGAUGUUGCAAGAGCUAAAUCUGUCUGUAAGGCUCUUAUGAAUGCUUCUGAAGAUCCAGAUGUCUUAAAAGCUAUAGGUUUCAAUAAUGUGAGGAUAUCAGGUCAAUACAAGUUAUUCCAGCAUAGCAAUGGCUUGUUAAAACUAUGUGCACAAGCUGGGAAUGUAGCUGCUCAGUACCUGCUAGCAAAGAUGGUAUUGGUGACCUCCUCUCAGUUGUUGACAAGACAGCUAGAAAAAGAAAGGUUGGAAUCUUCAUCUGGUGAACCAUGUUCUGGUGAAGUCCCAAUGGAAUAUACUCUAGCAGCUUUAUUUAUGAUCCAUUUUAUGCCUGGCGAAGCAUCGACUAGUGCAGCUUCACACCCAAGCCUGUCUCACUAUGAUCUGGUGAGGUUGUUCUUGUGCCGAUGCAGCCCUUAUGACUUGGUUGAAAUGCGUCCACAUUUGAAUCAUUAUAUUAGCUACUUCAUUGGACCUGAUGAUGAUGAUUGUCUCGUUUUAUACGAGUCUAUCAGAAAGUUGCAUUGCUUGAGUAGUUGCGUCAUAGCUAUGGAAGAGAUAAUAGAGAGAAUUAGUGGUUUUUUCCCAGUUGGUGCUCUCAUGGACUUUGCGAUAAAGAGCAAGGAAGCUGGUUUGACAGUUGAAGAAGUAGUCGGUGGUGCUGUUGGCUGGGAAUCUUUGGAGGACUAUUACAGGAAUAUAACUACACUGUUUGAAGAACACCGCACCAAUACAAUUCUUGCUUUUGGUCGUAUUUUUUUUCCUUGAAUGCGUUUGUAGGACGUUAAACUUGCAAGACCAUUUGCUGCUAGUAAAUUAAAUUGUCUCCGAACCAUUAGCUUUAUGUCAGGUUUAAGUAUUUUUAUAUUUAUACCACCUUGGUCUGGCAUCGCAUGUUCAACACUGGGAGAUUUUCGGGUUGUGACAGAAUGGUAAGUAGUAUUUAUUUCUACAUCUACGUAGAGAUUUUCGGGUUGUGACAUAAUGGUAAGUAGUAUUUAUUUCUACAUCUACGUGGAGGAUAGAGCUCUCUCUGAAGUUAAGUAUUACAUUAUUUUAUUUAUAAUAUUUCAUUCGUAAUUUUAAUUGUUUUCCUUAAA